GUAUUCUCUUGUUGCUACCCUAUACUUGUCCUUUCAUUCUUGAGAUCUAAACAAUAAUCAUGCAAGACUUGAAACCUCAUUAUCUCCUUUUCACCUUGUUUAUCUUCGGUGUUUUCUCUGCAAAUCAUGCAUGCAACCAAUUAGACCGCAAUUCACUCUUGUCCUUGCUCCUCGAUUCGUCUAAUUCCACUCCUUUUAAUGGGUCUUCCAUUAAUUGUUGUCACUGGGAAGGUAUUUCUUGUGAUCAUAAUGGUAGAGUCACCCAUCUAUGGUUACCAUCUAAAGACCUCAAAGGGAGUAUAUCUCCCUCUCUUGGUAACCUCACACGUCUUUCUCACCUUAAUCUCUCCCACAACUCACUUACAGGUCUUCUACCUACAGGACUCUUCACAUUCUUGAAUCAACUCAGAGUCCUUGACUUGAGUUACAACUAUCUAGGUGGCCAACUUCCUAGUGGAAUUGGAGGAUGUUCUAAACUGAAGAUUUUUUGGGCAGGUUUCAACUCUUUCUCGGGAUUUCUUCCACAUGAUAUAUAUAAUGCAGCAGCGUUAGAAGAAAUCUCCUUUCCGUCUAAUAAUCUUUCGGGACCCAUCAGUAAUGAAAUCAUGAACCUUACCAAGCUGGCCAGCCUUGAGUUAUAUCAAAAUCGAUUGAGCGGCAAUCUACCUUUGAAUAUUGGAAAGCUUUCCAAAUUGAAACAAUUGAUCCUUCAUACAAACAGCUUCACAGAUGGAUUUCAAAAUCUCCGAAUGUUGGAUCUUUAUGAUUGCCAGUUGACCGGUCAAUUUCCCAAAUGGAUAUCUAAGCUAAAGAAUCUACAAAUUCUACGUUUGGGUUUUAAUCGCAUCACAGGUUCUAUUCCCGGUUGGUUAUCAACGCUUCCAAGACUCAGCUAUAUAAACUUGCAGGAUAACCUCUUUUUAGGUGAGUUUCCAAAGAAAUUUUGUGGACUGCAGGCAUUUGUGUCACCACAGGCUAUAGAUGAUAACAGUUCUUUGACUAUGCCAUUAUAUAUCCUCCUCCAAAGUAAUAACAUUGAUUUCAUUAAAUCCUUUAGCUACUUUUUUGGGACGAUAAACCUUCGAAAUAAUAGUCUUAGUGGCACUAUCCCCACUGAGAUAGGAUGUUUAAAGCGACUUCGUAACUUAGAUCUUAGCCAUAACAAGUUGAAAGGCACCAUUCCAACCCAAAUAUCAGAGCUCACAAACUUGGAAUAUUUGGAUCUAUCUACAAAUCAUUUGUAUGGUGAAAUACCAGUAUCAUUAAUUAACCUGCAUUUCCUACGUAUCUUUAGCGUAGCAAACAAUAAUCUCAAUGGAGCAAUACCAGUAGGCACUCAACUCCAGACCUUUGAUGCCUCUUCAUUUGAGGGCAAUCCAGGACUUUGUGGCUACCCACUUCCUCAAUGUAGCCAUCUUACAAGCAGCAAACGAGAUGAGGAUAGUCAAGAGGAGGAAGACAGACGUACAAUUCCAUGGUUUCAUGUUACUAUGGUGCUUGGCUUCAUUACAGGAUUUUGGGGAGUGUGUGCUCCUUUAGUUUUAAAUAAAAAAUGGAGAGUUGCAUAUUUUGGAUUCUUCGAUAAGCUAAAAGAUGGGUUCUAUAUAUGUGAAACUAGAAGUGUCUUUGGCCAGAUUGCAUGAAAGGAUAUAAAUGUAUGGUGUUGAUCUUCUUUGAAUUUAGUUUGUUGUCAGUUUAAAAUCUCAAGUUCCACUUUGAUCAUUUUAGUUCUUGUACUUUCAUACCAUGUUCAACUUAAUUGCCUCACCAUGCUUAUGCAAUUUAUCGACUUUCAUGAA
Carya illinoinensis is the source of this 1799-nucleotide messenger RNA. RefSeq names its product receptor-like protein 3. Bases 60 to 1643 code for a protein of 527 amino acids. NCBI's taxonomy places the organism in Eukaryota, Viridiplantae, Streptophyta, Magnoliopsida, Fagales, Juglandaceae. The transcript is spliced from 2 exons. Gene Ontology annotation, molecular function: protein binding. The record is from RefSeq and is a predicted model, not a curated record.